Messenger RNA from Theobroma umbraticum, 799 nucleotides. RefSeq names its product SAUR-like auxin-responsive protein family. Lineage: Eukaryota; Viridiplantae; Streptophyta; Magnoliopsida; Malvales; Malvaceae. The record is from RefSeq and is a predicted model, not a curated record. Gene Ontology annotation, biological process: response to auxin.
AUGGCGCAGGAGCAAUACAACAAGCAAACCAGCAGAAAAGAGGAAUUGAGAGCUAAGGAAACGGACGUCCCUGAGGGUCAUGUACGGGUCUACGUAGGGAAAGACAUCCAAUGCAAAUUCGAAUUGGAGGCCAAUUUCCCGAACCAUCCACUCUUUUAGAGCCUGGCUCGUCUCUCUGAGCAAGAAUUUGGUUAUUCAUACGAUGGUGCCCUCAGGUUAGCCUGCGAGACCGAUCUGUUCCUCUACCUCGUUAAUCUACUCAAGACCAGUAAUCCCUCUGCCCACUACAUGGAUCUCGCGGACUUCAUUUCUAAGUUUUAUGCUUCCGAUGCUACUAAUGCUCGCCGAUCAUACCCCGUCUUCUUCUUUACGGAUUUGUUUUCUGUUUUUGUUGGGUUUUAUCUUUUCGAAAAUGAUUCUUUUCCCCAGACGAAGUCCUGAGAUUGUGAUGGACUUCUUGUAUAUAUCGCUUUGGGGUCAUUUUUUCCCCCUAUGUUCGGCUGACAAUGUGAAGGAUCCACAUCAGUUACUAAAACUCAUUUUCUGUUUCUUUUUAUCUUCUUUCUAUCUGUUUUAACAUAUAUUCUUAUCUUGUAAUUCUAUUUGGGGAAAAAUUUUAUAUUCAAAAGAUAAGGUCGUGGGAUUAAAGUGUUCUAGUUCUUGAGAAUAAUACCUGGACGAGAAAGUUCGUGAACUGAGCUGGGUAACUAUCAAGUGAGGAACAUAAAAUAUAUAUGAUAUAACAGUUGUAAUGUAUUAGGACGCUAUCAAUCUCGAACUGAGCAAACGUAUUAUCAAU